AUGCUACUUUAUGCUUGGCAUAAAGGUGGAUAUAACAUUGAUUAUGAAAAAUUCGAUCCGCCAACUUUCGAAAACGUCAAUCAAGUUUGUUUUCAAGUUCAUGAUAAAGUUCGUUUUUCAGACGAUAUUGCAAACGAUAUUUCUGAUAUUACAAAUACCGAUAAUGUCGAUAAUGGUAUAUUGUGUAGUACUAAUUAUGAUGACAGUACAGAUUCUACUUCCUCAUCUCUUUCUGUCAUUGAGGAUAGAUCAUUUCAAGAUCGUUUAGCCACGUGUUUUGUUAAUAAUAAUUUAACACAUGUGCAAAUUAAUAAUAUUCUAUCUGUUCUUCGAACACACACAUGCUUUUCUUCGUUACCAAAAGAUGUCAGAACUCUUUUAAAAACUCCACGAACACCUGUUGUCGUAUCCAAAAUAGAUUCAGGAGAAUAUAUUCAUUUCCCUCUUGAGGCAGCAAUUGUUAAAACACUAUUACGUCUUCCAUUAGUAUCAGUACCACAUGAUUUAGAAAUAGAUUUUAAUACAGAUGGAUGUAGUUUAGAUAGGCAUGGAAAUAUUCACAUCUGGUCAAUCCAAUGUAGACUUGCAAAUGUAAAACAUACAAGGUCUAUAAUAAUUGGAAUAUAUAGUGGUGUUAAGAAGCCACAAGACCCAAAUUUAUUUUUUGAAAAAUUUGUUGCCGAUGUCAAUACUAUCAUAACCAAUGGUGGCAUAGUUUAUAAUGGCCAUAAGAUAGCAAUACGUUUAAGAUGUUUUAUAGCUGAUGCACCAGCUCGAGCUUUUAUUCUUAAUCAUAGAGGCCAUACAUCUGCAAAUCCAUGUUCAAAAUGCAAAAUUUCUGGUGUACGAUGUAAAGGCAGAUAUGUAUUUCCUGGUAUUAAUCAUCCUCUUCGAAUAAAUGAAGAAUAUAUCAAUUGUAUAGAUGAGGAUCAUCAUAGAGAUGGUAAAAGUUCAUUAUCAUUGUUACCUAUAAGUAUGAUUACACAAGUUCCUUUUGAGUACAUGCAUUUGGUAUGUUUGGGAGUUAUGAAGAAACUUUUAUCUGCAUGGGUAUGUGGUAAAUAUACACGUCUCACAAAGUUAUCAGGAAGAUCUAUAAUGAUAGACACUGAUGAUGAUAUCAUAUUACGAGGAGAUUGCUCGGUGGCAACACCGCCGCCGCCGCCACCACCGCCACCACCGCUGGUUCCGCUGCUGCAGGCUUUCAAGCCGUUUGCACCGCCGCCGCCGUGUUCUACGCCACUACCACCGCCGCCGUCACCGCCUUCCACGCCAGUGCCACAGCCGCCGCUACCGUCUUGCUCGCCGGUGCUUCCGCCGCUGCCGUCUUCCACGCCGGUGUCACCGCCACCGCCGCUGUCUUGCCCGCCGGUGCCGUCUUGCUCGCCGCUCCACGAUAGAAACGUGCUGACCGCGGAAGGAAGCGCGGCCUUGGCAUCGGCCAAGGUCGCGGAGGACGAGGACAAGGACGAGGUCGCGAAGGACGAGGACGAGGACGAGGACGAGGACAAGGAAAAUCGCAGUACAUUACGAUUCCCAUAA
Ooceraea biroi (clonal raider ant) is the source of this 1542-nucleotide messenger RNA. RefSeq lists its product as uncharacterized. NCBI's taxonomy places the organism in Eukaryota, Metazoa, Arthropoda, Insecta, Hymenoptera, Formicidae. The record is from RefSeq and is a predicted model, not a curated record.